Messenger RNA from Ostrea edulis (European flat oyster), 3337 nucleotides. RefSeq lists its product as uncharacterized. The coding region runs from base 113 to 2104 and encodes 663 amino acids. NCBI's taxonomy places the organism in Eukaryota, Metazoa, Mollusca, Bivalvia, Ostreida, Ostreidae. The record is from RefSeq and is a predicted model, not a curated record. The transcript is spliced from 12 exons.
UCAAUAUGGAAAAUGAAGAGAAGAAAGCUGGUAAGAGUAUUAAAAACCUGGAGGCCAUCGUCAAAUUAUCAGACAAGAAUUCAAUGCCUUCCUUCGUGAUGUAAGCAAAGAUAUGACUCCUGGGACGUUAGAGGAAAUGAAAACACUUUUAAAAGAUCGAAUUGAAGGGUUGGAGGAUGAUCUUGGAGAUAUAUCUACUGCCUUCGGACUAUUGGAGUAUAUGGAUAGAAAGUUAUCCCUUUACAAUAAUCUGGCCAUACUUCAAGCAUAUUCCCUAGCAAUCGCUCCUCCUGAUGAAACACUGUAUGAGAAAUGCUUGAAUUAUGGAAAGAAAGCAAGGGAUAUCUUUUAUUUCCAGAAAUGUACAAAGAAUUUGAAGGGUUUUCAAAAAGUUGAAUACCACAUCCAAUGUGAAAAUAUUAACGCCUAUAAUAAAGGCGAUCUAGACAUCCUUCGCAAAUCUUUAGCGAAGGUUCUUGGAGUAAAGCCAGAUGACAUGCUACUUGUUGGGAUACGUAAAGGAAGCAUUAUACUAACUUUCAUGAUUCGGAGUGCUUUCAUUCCGAACUUGAGAACAAUACUUUUGGACAGGAAGUCACUGAAGAACAUCACGUACCGAGUGAUGCUAUUCAGACGACUGACUCACAGAGUAUUCAAAGUGACCAUUAACGGAGAAGUCGUGUAUGAGCCGGGUAAUAUUGUAGGGAAGAGAACAGAAGAAGUUACAGUUCCAACAGUAAUAAAGGAAGCUCAUUUGAAGAGAGCAGAGGUUGAAAAGUACCAACAAGUUACAGAUGAAAAAGGCGAUACUGAGACGGAAAUAGAAAUCCUUAAAAACGAUGAUGAGGAUGGUGUUAUUGUUGAAUUUCUGGAUAAAUUAGGAGGCUCAGUCACGGACGAUAUCCUUACUUCAAUGAAAAUGGCCUUGAAAGAUUUCAUCGAUGAAAAUACAUUGAGAAAUUUGGACACAUCAAGCCUUUUCCGACAUCUUCAAGCUAAUUUCAAGAUUGAAUAUAACUUGUAUUUUCUGCAAUGGAUAUUUGAGAAAUGUUCUGCACAUCAGCUUAGUGAAGAAUGCUUCGAAUUUGCGUCAAAGCAUCGAUUUCCAUUGCUGUAUUUCCAAUCAAAACCUCUAUCAGGAAAAUCAACGGAGGAACAGUGCAUAAAGUUUUAUAUUGAAAAUGAUUUAGAGAAAUGCCAGGAUGAAGUAUAUGAUCUCCGAGAGUGGAUUGCCAAGUACCUUGAAAUAGAUAUUGGCCAAAUUAUGAUCGCUGGAUUAGAGAAGGGGUCUGUAACCGUGAUUUUCAGAGUGUUGCCAGGAAACCCUGCGACAGAUCUAAUGGCACUGGCAAGCACAGAUGAAUUUCAAGCAGGUGUAUCACGCAAAGGUGUGAAGAAAAUUUUCGUCGGUAGUGAGAAAUGUAUCACAGUUGGGAGAGCACAAACAUUUGUUCACAUUCAUUGCUCGGGUCUGCACGAGGGAAAUACAGUAGAGAAUGUCAAGAAGAUGGUGUCGACUGUGCGUCAAAAGGCAAGGGAGUUGGUCAUAGAUGGAUCAAAGGUGUUUUUACGGAUGAAGGAUAAGCAGAAAAGAAAAGAAAUCGGAAAAAAGAGGACAAACACUAAGGAGGGACAGCGUUUACUGGAGGAACUUGAACCGACACAAUUUCUAAGGAACAGAGAAGUGCAGAAAGUAAUAGAAGGGCAAGGAAUCAAUACAACGUUGGUUCAAAGUCGAGAAGAAAAAUGUAACAUCGUAAUAGAUGUGGUCGAUCAGUUACCUGACGCGACAAGAGAUGUUAUAUUGAAUUCUGUGGGUGAACAAGAGGAAAGUUGUGACGAAACAAAUCACACCAAGACAUGUUCAAAUAAAAAUCCAGUGACACUUCCGGAUUUUGAUACGUUAUCUGAGGAGAUCGAUUCAUCUAUAAUCGACGAAACAUUUGAAAAGAUCCACAAUGUGCCCAGUCACAUUAAGCAGAAAUGCAGCAGUGCAUCAGGGAGGAAUCGGAAAGAAAGGGCAAACACUUUCCUGAAUUAUAUCCAAGAGAACGCGAAUCAUCGACAGCUAUUUAUGAUGGUUUGGCAAAAGUAUGUGGAAUGAAAAAUUCGAUGUAACAAUAUAUAUGUGUAUACUUUAAAGAGUGACAGAAUUACUUCUUUUUUCAUUAACCAUUGCAUCCAAACUUUAAUGUUUUCAUUUUACACAAGACAAUCAUUUUGAACAUUGUUAUUUGUACAUUAUCCCGAUAAUUUAUAGUGUAUAUAAUGUGUGUGGGAUGGGGGUUUUAUUUACAAAAGAUCGCAUGCGGAAAUCAUUAUCAUAAGUAAUUUAUACAUCCAAACAAAAUAAAGCAAAAACAAAACAACAGCAACUUUAAUUUCUGCAAAGAAAUAUAUUUUCUGAAUUUUCAUUCAGUUGUUUUUCAUCAAUAAUUAAGGUCAUAGAUUAUCCAAGAUUUUAGUCGCAUCAAAUGAAGUGAAAUUUUUGCCGUGUUUACUUGCGAUUUUUUAUUUUUUGUUCAAACAAGAAUGUAAAUCGGUCAUUAAUACAUGAAAUGUAUGAAACGGGGUUAAUAUGGUUUUUAGCAAUAUUAAAACAGUGGAAAUAGUUUUACAAAAUUGUAUAUCAAAUAUUUUGGGGUGGAUCUUUUGUUCUAAAGUGUUGUUGAUACAUAUACUUGUGUAUAUUGUACAUGUGCAUGUAUAUACAUAUUAAACCAUUGUGAACGAAAUGUUACAUAUAUUUGUGAUAUUGAUACUUUAUUUUAUAUGAACAUUUUUAUUAGUAAAUCAGAUAAAACUCUCCAUUUGCAGCUGGUUUUUGAUAAACAGAUUCUUAAAAAAACUCAUAUCACAUGUCUGUACAUAUUUCUAUUGACAUAAUUUAUGUGUUUGAUUAUUGAAUAUUUUAGCAAUAUUGCCAAGAUUUAUAGAUCAUACCUAAUAAGGGAAGUCUUCUAUUUAUGAUCUAUAAAGAUUAUACACAUACAUUUAUAUUGCAGAUAUAGCUUGAUUGAAUAUAUGGUAUAUGCCCAACUCGUAAUUUUGUAUUCCUUAUCGGAGUUAUGAGAUUGAUCACUGUUCGUUUUCUCCACCUUUCAUUGAAUGUAUAAUCAUAUUGACUGUAGAUAAUGUAUAUUUAAUUCAUUUUACUUUGAAAUUCUGCAUAAUAAUUACGUGUGCCAAAUACUGUAAAUACAUGGAAUACUAUUAAAUUCUUGAAGUUUAUGUACGCAUUGAUGAACAUAUUUCUAACAUCUAAUUUUGGUACUGCACAUAUGCAAUGAAAGAUGCUAUGUAUCAUGUUUCUGAUUGAUAAAAAAGUGAACAUUUA